AUGAGGAGGGCCCAAAGAUCAAAGAACAAGGAGGAAAGGCCUGCAAAGAGGAGAAAAACGGGGACAGAAGAAAGCCAAAUGGUACUGGACAUAACACAAAAUGUGACUGCAACAGUCCUUUCGGAGCUUCAAAAAGCAGGUGUUUUGCCUAAGACUCCUACCACUGACUCUACUUCUCUGAGUGACAGUGCCAACUCUAGUUCCACAGAAACAUUGUCAGGAAAAACAACAACAUCAAAUGCCACAAAGGAAACCGUAUCUAAGGAGACUCCGGUAGAGCAACCCCAAGAGGAUGUUGUAGAACUACCUGCCUCAUCAAUCUCAGGUACAAGAGUUUCUACAUUUGGCACCAGAUGCACGAAGGGAGCCGUCAGCAAUUCCAGAGGAAUUGAUGCCAAACAACUUUUGGACAACAUUGCAAAAUUGGCCUCAGCUGCAUUAGCCCCUUCUACAAAACUUACUUAUAAAAGAGCAUGGACAACAUUUGAUACAUUCUCUGUGUCUUUUAAGAUACCCAACAGUGUCCCAUUCAGUGUAACUACAGUGGCUCUUUUUGUGUCAUAUUUGUUUCAAGAAGCCUUCUCUCCCAGAACAAUAUCAACAUAUUUGUCUGCAAUAGCUUAUGCUCAUAAGAUGUUGAACUUUGAAGAUCCAACUCGUGCAUUUGUCAUUCAAAAGUUAGUGGCAGGGGCUUAUCGACUAGGCAAUACAUUCGAUAUUCGUUUACCCAUUACCACAAAUAUACUGAAUCGUCUUCUUGACGUUAUCCCAGAUGUUAUUAACGAUAAGUAUACACAAACAUUGUUCAAAGCGCUAUUUCUGUUUGCAUUUUCAUCAUUUGCUAGAAUAGGAGAGCUGAUAUGUGCAGCCCCUGAGAAAGCUAGUGAUGUAAUACAAUUAGCAGAUGUAACACUUUCCUCUGUUAAGGGUAAAAUCACUGCUAUAAAUGUGUGUUUCAAAAAAUUCAAACAUAACUCUAAUGGGGUACCAAAGGUCAUCUCCUUUGCUCAUGGUGAUUGUAAAAUUUCGGCUAUAUCAGCAACCACUGAUUAUUUGAAAGUUAGAACAAAUUGCCAAGGUCCAAUGUUUGUUUCAAAUACAGGAUCACCCAUUCUGCGUACCACUUUCGACAGAACUUUGCGGAGUUGCUUACGCCUUUGUAAUUUGGAUAGUUCACGUUAUAAGGGUCAUAGUUUUCGUAUCGGGGCUGCUACUGUAGCAGCAGAUAAAGGCCUAUCUGAUGCCCAAAUCAGGUCAAUGGGUAGAUGGCAUUCAAAUGCUUUCUUAAAGUAUAUCCGCUCUAAUAUGUAAGAUACCACAAAUUGUACCAUGACAAGGGCUUUUCCCCUGCUUAGCCAUAUAACCCCGUUUACUUAAAUGCCAAGUUACCUGCUUGGGCUGGUAGCUCUCAUUUAUUUCAUCUGUUAGAAGAUUAUUCUGUUUCCUGUUGGGUAUGGAACCAGUUCUUAAUUUUUGUUGCCUGACAUUUGUGACCUGAAAGUUGCUUGCUGGGGCCAGCAGCUUUUCUUAAAUUUUGUUGCGUGACAUUUGUGAUCUGAAAGUUGCUUGCUGGGGCCAGCAGCUUUUCUUAAUUUUUGUUGCCUGACAUUUGUGAUCUGAAAGUUGCUUGCUGGGGCUAGCAGCUUUUCUUGUUUGGAACAUGAAAGACUGUAAAACACCACAAUUCCCCAAUUUGAAGUUAAGUGUAUACAUGUAAUGACUUGUUACUUGCUUGGGGCUAGUGACUUAAUGUAUAUAAUACCUCAGUGCACAAUUUAAGUUUUAUUCCUUAGAGUUAAACUGUUUUGGGAUUUUCAAUCAAUUUGUACUUCCUUCUAGUCAUUAAUAAAAUUUGAAUGAAGUUUUAGAACAGGUUUUUUGGUUUGCUUGUGAUACUCUUCGAGUUGGAGCUUAACCGGUUGAGACCUUGUUUCAUAUUCAUGCGUGGCUUCUGGUGGGGUAGUUUCAGAGAUUUGGCAAAUCUCCUCAACUUUUGGAGCCUUUGGACCUCACCUUCUGCCACUUACAAUGAUUUUUCUAGUCAUGUAUGUUUGCAUACAAGUAUUUUGGAAUAUUGUAAUUUUGAUGUAUUAUACCACUUAUUGUGUUUGCAAUGGUUAUAGUUACAAAACUUCUAAUAUACAGGUUUGUCAUUCUAGACUUGUACAUUUUGCUAAUGCCUGUAAAUUGUAAUUGGUCUCAACCGGUGUUUGCUUGCCACAUUUUGUUUUUUGUAUAUACUAGCUUGAAAUAUAUCAAGUCUUAAUAAACAACAAUUUCAACAUA
Saccostrea cuccullata (small rock oyster) is the source of this 2286-nucleotide messenger RNA. RefSeq lists its product as uncharacterized. Gene Ontology annotation, biological process: DNA recombination; DNA integration. Bases 1 to 1311 code for a protein of 436 amino acids. Gene Ontology annotation, molecular function: DNA binding. The transcript is spliced from 2 exons. The record is from RefSeq and is a predicted model, not a curated record. NCBI's taxonomy places the organism in Eukaryota, Metazoa, Mollusca, Bivalvia, Ostreida, Ostreidae.